UGAUCUUGCAUCCCGCGCAGUAGGAAGAAGGCGUCGUCGUCAGUCAGUUCCUCGAUCCGUCGAUCAGUAGAUCGCGAGGCGUCGCUUCGAACGUACGAAUUUCCACAUCAAUCUCGGAAGCCCGGGGCUUGAGAAUAUUUAUUCAGACAAGCGUCAAGCGCCAGUUUGAGUGAAGUUUUGCAAACGGUAUAGAUUUUUCUUUUCUUAAGUUUGAAGGGUUUGUGUUUAAAGGGUGGGAUUAAGUGAGAAGGAAAAUAAACAAAUUAAAUUGAAGAGAAGUGAUCUAUGUUGUGCCUUCUGUCUGGGGCAGAUCGGUCGGAAGAACAACUGACUUAAGUUGGAAAUCAACCAAGUCAAAUGCAUACUGGAGGGCCCUGGCUAAGUGUGAACUUGGGCGACCUUUGUCGAUGCUAAUUGGAGAAGUUGCAGCAGUGCAGAGCUGAGUGCGCAGUGCGAUAAGUCUAAAACGCUGGAAAAUUCCUUUAUUGUUUUAUUUAACAAAUUUUAAAAUAUGACCUCAAAAACCUUUAUGUAAAAUUUGAUACAAAAAAAUAAAUCCUGCGGAAAACUUUCGACAAAACUGAAUAAUAUUUUGAAAAAAUCAAGAAGCAACUAUUAUUGUCGAAAUCUACAUCAAUUCCUCUAAUUUAUUUGGAUUACUGACCAAAAAAUCAAACUGUGAUAACCCUGUGUGAGAAAAAAUAGCCUUUUUCUCGUGCCAUAUGCCUAAAUGUCGUAACGGAGAAUACAAAUCAACACAAAUCAAGUCCAAAAUGACAACCUCGCUAAAAUUAACGGUGCCUAAAUUUUCGCCAUGGAAACUGCUGCUGCUGAUGGCCACAUUCUUGGAACCGGUCAUUUUUGUCGGAGGUGUUGAUUUUAUCGAUUUCGCGGAAUACGAUAAGUUUCCGAAAAUUUUCGUCUACGAUCAGUUCGAGGAGUGCCAGCAGCUGUACAAGGCGGAUUACGUGUACUGUGUAGUGCAUGCCCGGAUACAGCCGGAUGCUCAGUCGCAGCUGUGGCAGAAUAUUAGUAUUUUUUCCCGGGACCCAAGCCAUUACGACCACUCGCUGUUAGAAUAUGGCGUUUGCAUACAGAACUGCGAGAACCGGUUACGCAGCCUGGGUCGACUUUCGGAGAACCAAACCCGUCAACACACAUCGGAACAUUACGCUGCAGUGGCCCGGGAAUGCAUCAACCUGCAGCUGAAGUCUCAAUAUCAGCUGGAAGUGGAACGGCAGGUUCAACUCUACCAUUGCUACAGUGAACAAUCCGAUAAUCCACCAGUAGACGCCCUGGAGGUUCUUUUCGCCCUUUUGUUGGUGAUCCUUUUUGUGGCCGUGACAAUUUCCACCUGGUACGAUAUGUCGCUCUGUUCCAGGUUGGGCUUUUCGGAGAAGCAUUUCUCGCAAGCCCCGAAGAGCAAACGGGAACGGGUGCUGGUUUCGUUUUCAUUUCCAAGAAAUUUGAAACGGUUGACCGAGUCGGCCGAUGGACAAAUUCGUCAGGACCUGCAGUUUCUGGAAGCUUUCCGAUUUUUCCAAAUGUUCCGGGUCAUCAUGCUGCACGUUUUCAUCGCCCACAGCAAAGCUCCGCAAGCAAAUACCAACUACGUCGAGUUCACCCAGCAUGUACCAUUCAUGAUUUUCUACAUUGCCGAGUUCCAGAACUACAUCCAGACGUUCCUGUCGAUAUCCGGGAUGCUGAUGACGAUAAACUUCCUGGAACACGUAAGGAAAAAUCCCGACUACGAUGGGUCGGUAUUUUGGGACAAGCUCAAAACGCGACUCAGCCGAUUGCUGCCGGCGUAUUUCUUCGUCGUGUUUAUGGAAGCUUCCGUAGCCCGGCGCUUCAUGGUGGGACCCAUUGGACAUCACUUCGUCGGCGAGGGACAGCAAAACUGCCGCGACUGGUGGUGGGCCAAUCUGCUCUUCAUCAAUAACUAUAUCCGGACGGAUUCGCCGUGUUUGAUCCCGAUGUGGUACAUGGCCGUCGACAUACAGCUGUUCAUUUUUGGCAUGCUGGCCAUGCUGAUGAUUUGGAAGUGGCCCCGAACGAAGGUGCCAUUUUUUGUGCUCGCCUUCGCUUGCGCUGCAAUUAUCCCGACUUUCACCAGCUACUUCAAGCGUCUGGCUCCGGUAAUGGAAAGCAACAUGAAGAUCGCCAAUCGAUACAAUCGGGCCAACGAUUAUCAGCUCAAAGACACAUCUAUUUCCCGUUCCAUCAAAAUAUUGGCGUCUACAGCUUUGGGAUGCUGGCCGGCUUCAUCUAUCAUCGGCAUCGUGAUUCGAAAAAAGAAAUUUUGCGCUCGCCCCUCUUCCGGAUCCUGUUCAUGGCUGCAACGGCUUUGUACGGUUUUUGCAUGAUCUCCGCAUAUUGGGCAGUGAUCCACAAAAACGAUCUCAACCGGAUAGCGUCGGCCGUUUACUCGACGCUCUUCAAACAAUCGUGGGCCAUCGAAACGACGCUCAUCCAGCUGGCACUGGCACUUUGCUCGACGCACUACU
Messenger RNA from Uranotaenia lowii, 2507 nucleotides. RefSeq names its product nose resistant to fluoxetine protein 6-like. The transcript is spliced from 5 exons. Lineage: Eukaryota; Metazoa; Arthropoda; Insecta; Diptera; Culicidae. Gene Ontology annotation, molecular function: acyltransferase activity, transferring groups other than amino-acyl groups. The record is from RefSeq and is a predicted model, not a curated record. The coding region runs from base 723 to 2366 and encodes 547 amino acids.